AUGGGGUCUCCUGUUCAUAUCACCUCCAAGGAGCAAUUCAACAAUCUUCUGAGUUCCUCCACCUUCGUCGUCGCAGACUUCCACGCGGAGUGGUGCGGACCAUGCCACGCAAUCGCCCCUGUCUAUGACCAGCUCGCCGCGCAGCUUUCGCGCCCCAACCGAGUCACCUUCACCAAGAUCGAUGUUGACCGACAACAGGAUCUCGCCAAGGUAUAUGGCGUCACAGCUAUGCCUACAUUUAUGGUCUUCGAACGAGGCCGUGCCACCAACACGAUCCGCGGUGCAGACCCUACAAAACUAAACCAAGUUAUCCGCAAACUCGCCACCGAGGCCGGCAAGAGUGAAGGCUCUGGAGACGCCGCGGGCGAAGCCUCAGGCGGCGCAUGGGUCGGUGCCGCCACCCCCAAGGGAUACAGUGAUAUCACAGACGAGUACGAUGUGAAGGGCCUCGAACUGCUGAACCUGGACAGCGAAUUCGGUAUUCCCAGGACUCUCUUCGAGCCGUCGAAGCCAUCUGCGCUUGGAAAUGGAAAGGGCAAGGAUGGAGCGGACUGGGUCGAGAGUGAUACCGACGAACAACUGAUGCUUUACAUUCCCUUCCGCUCUACGCUCAAGGUGCACUCGCUGCACAUCACCUCCAUUCCUCCGAAGGAGGCAGAGGAUGAUGAGGAUCUUCCAAUGCGGCCCAAGGUGAUUCAUCUGUAUACGAACCGCUCGCAUGUGCUUGGGUUCGAUGAGGCGGAUGACAUUCCUCCCGUGCAGACGGUGACAAUUGAGGAUAGAGACUGGGACCCCAAGACGGGAACGGCCAAGAUUGACCUGCGUUUCGUCAAGUUCCAGACUGUCUUUUCGCUGAAUCUGUUCAUUGCAGAGGGCGAUGGCGACGGUGAGAAGACGCGAGUGGACAGGAUUCGCAUCUUUGGCGAGGCUGGUGAGAAGCGAGACAUGGGCAAGCUGGAGAAAAUUGGCGACGAGCAGGGUGAAUAG
Molecule: messenger RNA, 987 nt
Organism: Aspergillus versicolor CBS 583.65
Lineage: Eukaryota; Fungi; Ascomycota; Eurotiomycetes; Eurotiales; Aspergillaceae
Product: thioredoxin-like protein 1
Exons: 3
Coding region: 1-987 (328 amino acids)
Source: RefSeq, a predicted model, not a curated record